GCAGGAAAAUGAAAGAAAAUUAUGCAUAAAAAUAAACACUGAAGGUUACCAAGAAAUCGGUCGGAUGUGUUAUGUUAGAUAUGAGCCAAUAAUGUACAUCAUUACAUUCCUCCUGCAAAUCAUGAUAUCAAAUACAAGAACGGACGACAUCCCUAUUUAUAACAUACAGCAAGUUGGCCACAUGAAGCAGUAUCCAAUAGUCACGAGUUUCGAGCGAUUUAACAAACAUUAUUGUUUAUUGAACAACAAGUGGGUGAAAUGCUCCACAGUCAAAGUAUAUAACACAAUGAAUACCCUGACCACAACAGUCUACGAAGAGACUUUGGCGCCUCUUCAUAAUCCACAUAGAAUACGUGAACAUAACCCCAAUAUGAAAUCAUUGUAUAAUGACGCUCAACCGGUGCAUAAAUGGUAUUACGUGAAGCGUUUCCCAGGUGUCCAUGGCAGGCCCACCGGGUAUCCUAUCGUGAUCCGUCACCCCGGGUAUACGAGCUCCGUGUUUCAGAUCCAAAGACCUGAUCAAAAGCCAAAUAUGAACAACGCGUUAACUAUACCCCACAAAAACUCGCAUGCUGCACACGGAGUGGUGACACCGGCGCCGGCGCAUGCUACGCAGGUUAAUAUUCCGAGUGCUGUUGCUUACACCCCAUUGAAACUGAAGCCGCCAACGACGGAAGGUGUUCAUAUCGCUCUACAACAUUUAAUACUGCCCAAAAAUAUGACGUCCAUCGAAAAAUUUCCAGAAACCUUAGAUACAUUUGAGAGACAAUUUUAUAUGAUAACUUUUACGAAGCUAACAACCAUAAGUCCAGCUGAUCGACAAGAAAACGGGAUGAGCUUCGUCCAGUCCGGCUUCUUCCUGCUGCUGACCCUCAUGGCCCUCUCCACAGAAGUCGAUUCUAUUACUAAGGGCGAAAUCGAGAAAUGUAUUGGAUACAAUAUUCCAGAUAUGGAAAUUUUAGGUGUGGUGAGACAUUUUUUAUCGACGUUACCUGAACCUUCGGACAAAUUAAAGUUGAGGCAUUCAUCGCGGCUCAUACUGUGGCCCGGGACUGAGGUAAAGCCGCAGUUUAGAGCCAACGCGGCCUCAGCGCUAAUGCUCCACAUAGACAAGUUCAACGGCACGGAAACACCCGAACAAAUAACUUACGAACUAAACCACCAGGUGGAAAUGGACUCCGGCGGUGCAAUCCGCGACACAUUCGACGAGGAAGACGUGUCAGGGGGCGUGACCGCGGUGUUCAUCACGACGCUGUACGUGCGCGGCAGCUGGCGGACCGCACCCACUGUGCUUAACGGAUCCCGACUCUUCCACGACCAUGAGGACGCCCCCAAGCGCACAGUCCGCAUGAUCAAGAUCAACGACAUCAUGUCCUACGCAGAUCUCAAGGAAUGGGAUGCUCAGGCUUUAGAAAUAUAUUACGCAACACCUGGGCUCAGUCUCCUCAUGUUGAUUCCUCGCGGUAAUACGCUGCGUGGCUUGGUGCAGCACCUGAACAGCUCCAGCAUCGGAGACAUUACUGCCAAGAUGAAGACUAUGAGAGUGGCGGCCACGGUGCCGCUCUACACUCUACGAAUGACUCUUCUAUUACCCAAUAAGUUGCAGGCUAUGGGAAUACCCAGUUUGGUGGAUGUAAGCAACUACAAGCCAGGCAAUCCGCUGCGAUUGUCGCACGCAGUGCAACGGAUCAUGUUCUGGGCAGAGGCCGGACGCAACGCAUACAAGGACGACGGUAUUGAAUGGGACCAAACUCCAGACCUAGAAGUCGUCGCGGAUAGACCGUACAUAUUUUUCGUGCGCUGGCGUAAUCUCACCCUAUUAAAUGGAAAUUUUGUAUUGUAAAUAACAAAAACCACUA
Messenger RNA from Trichoplusia ni (cabbage looper), 1859 nucleotides. RefSeq lists its product as uncharacterized. The record is from RefSeq and is a predicted model, not a curated record. The transcript is spliced from 7 exons. The coding region runs from base 65 to 1843 and encodes 592 amino acids. Lineage: Eukaryota; Metazoa; Arthropoda; Insecta; Lepidoptera; Noctuidae. Gene Ontology annotation, molecular function: serine-type endopeptidase inhibitor activity.